AUGUCGAAACUCAUUCUCUACGACCUUCCUACCAAGGAGCCAAGGAGAUGCUGGACAUAUAAUCCGUGGAAAACUCGUCUCGUCCUGAAUUACAAAGGCAUCGAUUACGAGACCGAGUGGACCGCAUACCCUGAUAUCGAGGGCAAGUUUAAGUCCUUCGGUAUUCCUCCGGGCGAGUCUGGCACACCAUACACCAUCCCCGCCAUAAAAGUCGGCGACCAUUAUGUGAUGGACUCCAAGAGCAUCGCCCAUGAACUCGAGGCGCUUCAUCCCUCUCCUCCGCUAUAUCUGGAUGAUCUAGUCCUCGCCGAAGUCGAGACUGCCUUUCGGGGGGUGUGGGGACCGCUAUACCAGGGAAUUAUCCCGAAAGUCCCGCGCCGCUUGCUUCCGGAGCGGGACAAAGAGUAUUUCGUACGGACACGUGAAGAAACCCUCGGAGCACCCUUGGAAGAACUUGAGAAGACGAAAGGGGGGGAGGGGGCGUGGAAGGAGGCAGAGCCCGCGAUUAGAGAGUGGGCGGAGAUUUUGAAGAGGGAGGUGGGGCCGUUUGUAAAGGGGAAAACAGUCUCGUAUGCAGAUUUUGUCAUCGUUUCCUUCCUACAAUUCGUGAAGACCAUAGGGGAUGAUGUCUUCGACAAAUUCGUAGGAUAUGAUCAGACAUUCAAAGACAUCUACGAGGCAUCGGCGGACUGGGUGAAGCGGGAUGAUCAUUGA
Eremomyces bilateralis CBS 781.70 is the source of this 714-nucleotide messenger RNA. RefSeq lists its product as uncharacterized. The record is from RefSeq and is a predicted model, not a curated record. NCBI's taxonomy places the organism in Eukaryota, Fungi, Ascomycota, Dothideomycetes, Eremomycetales, Eremomycetaceae. The transcript is spliced from 4 exons. Bases 1 to 714 code for a protein of 237 amino acids.